GGCACUAUGGGGCGCAUUAGUUUUCCUUUUCCAGCGCCGUUGUCUCUUUGCAGCUGGAUCAGCUGGAUGAAAACGCGACAGUGGAGCAGUAUUCAGUUUUACGAGAGAACUCCGGUGAUUUUAUAGCAUGUUAUCUGAAAAGAACUGAAUCACUUGCACAACCAGUAGCUGGGUGGCUGUGGGUUUGCAAACGAGCCUCCGGUGCCAACGCCUUUCCCCUCUCUCCGCUUCUCCCAGCCUGGGAAACUUUAGCUUUCGCCGACCUAAGAGCGUUUUCUUCCAACUCAUGAACUGUUGAGACCACAAUCCGGCAUCAAGAAGUCGUCUGAAAGCAAAGAUGGGCUGCACGAUCAGCGCCGAGGACAAAGCUGCGGUGGAGAGGAGUAAAAUGAUUGAUAAAAACCUGCGGGAAGACGGAAUGAAAUCCUCUAGAGAAGUGAAACUGCUUCUGCUCGGUGCUGGGGAAUCUGGGAAAAGCACAAUUGUAAAGCAGAUGAAAAUCAUUCAUGACGAUGGCUACUCAGAAGACGAGUGCAAGCAGUACAAAGUGGUAGUGUACAGCAACACCAUCCAGUCCAUCAUGGCCAUCAUCAGGGCAAUGGGCCGGUUAAAGAUAGAUUUUGGGGAUCCUACACGGGCGGAUGAUGCCCGUCAGCUAUUUGUCCUGGCAAGCUCAGCGGAGGAAGGGGUCAUGUCAGCAGAGCUGGCUGGUGUGAUGCAAAGGCUGUGGAACGAUGGUGGAGUUCAGACAUGCUUCAAUCGAUCACGAGAGUAUCAGCUUAAUGACUCUGCUGCAUACUACCUGAGUGACUUGGAACGGCUCUGCCAGCCGAACUACGUCCCAACUCAGCAGGAUGUAUUGCGUACACGUGUGAAGACCACUGGCAUCGUGGAAACUCACUUCACCUUCAAAAAUCUCUAUUUCAAGAUGUUUGAUGUCGGGGGUCAGCGCUCAGAGAGGAAGAAAUGGAUUCACUGUUUCGAGGGAGUCACUGCUAUCAUUUUCUGUGUAGCGCUCAGUGACUACGACUUGGUCUUGGCUGAGGAUGAGGAGAUGAAUCGGAUGCAUGAGAGCAUGAAGCUUUUUGACUCUAUCUGCAACAACAAGUGGUUCACACUCACCUCCAUCAUCCUCUUCCUCAACAAGAAGGACUUGUUUGAAGAGAAGAUCGAGAGGAGUCUGCUCACUAUCUGCUACCCUGAAUACUCUGGUGGGCAGUCAUAUGAAGAGGCAGCAGCUUAUAUCCAGUGUCAGUUUGAAGACUUAAAUAAACGAAAGGACAUCAAGGAGAUCUACACUCACUUUACUUGUGCCACAGACACCAAGAAUGUGCAGUUUGUGUUUGAUGCAGUCACCGAUGUCAUCAUCAAGAUCAACCUGAGGGAGAUCGGGCUCUACUAAAGCUCCAGGCACUGCAGGUGCCAGGAGAGGAUUCAGGACCUUGUUGCCACUAUGCCUUGUCUGCAGAAGGUGAAUUGGAAAGUAGAUGUUACUAAGGACUGCGCUGGUGGCUGUGCUGCGAGCAGAACCUAAAUUCCAUAAUUUGGGAACUUGAUGCUAUGAUUACUUUUGUCUUAAUAGAUGUUACAAUGCAGAGCAUAUGGGAAGGAAGUGACAAGUUGAGGAGGCUUGCAGAAUUGUCACUGUGAGUUCAUGUGGAGUCCUAUCAUAUUUAAGAUAUUUGCAUCACAGAGGGUCUGACACAGAAAGCCCCUUCUCAUACCUGUGACACAUUUAUGGUUUGUCUCACCAGAACCUUUUUUGGACCCCCUGUUUCUAAAAUUCGCUGCUGCAUUUCACAGUUUCACAGCUGAUAUGUAAAAUUCCUUUUCUUUUUAAUGUUGCACCCUCGCUUAGCUGCAAAUCUGUAUCACAUAGCUUUUAUUGAAUAUUUGCCUUUGGUAUAUUUUAAUUAUAUAUAGUGUUUCCAUUUUUGAAUGUGUGAAUGCCAUAACUUAUGUAUGAUAAGGCAUCUUGUGUGAGUAGUUUUAAUGUAUAUAAUGUAAUGUUGGGUCUGGGAUUAGUUAGCAUGAGUAAUGAGAUCGGUAGCAAUAUUGCUGUCUACAUAGUUACUUUAAUGUCAACUAGACCACAUUGUAUUCAAUUUUUUUUUUUAUACUUGAGACACAUCACUGCAUAUCAGUUUUAAUACAUGCCUAAUAUUCAUUCAGUUGAGGCCAAUAUACAGUUUAUUCUUUUUUUUUUAAUGAAGAAAUAUCAACACAACACAGUAUUUGGAAUAGAUCGGUAUAACCAGAGGCUGUUCUCUGGUUGUCGCCCUCACAAUUCUGAUGAAGAAGUGGCUGAUACUCAUUUUUUUAGUUUAUGAGGUGUACCUAGGUAAAAAUUAAUGCAGUCUAAUAUAACAAUGUCGAGUUUUUGUUGAAGUUGUUUAGAGAGGUUCAGCUGUUUGAUCAUUUUGGAGGCUAAAGUUUGUGGUACUGUUGAAAGGCAUUGCAUCAUAAUAGCUGUGGCUACAUGGACAAUAUUUUUUCGUUCAUGUUCUUAAAUCUUACUAAGCUUACUAUGACCUGGAUGACUGAGAAUCUGCACGGACAAAUUAGAAUAUAACUUUUUUACAUGCACAAAGUGGUUGUGGGUACUGGUGUUUAACUAAUUUUACAUUAUUGGGAAUUUUUACGCUCUUAGUUGUUCCAAAAAUGUUUGCUGGCUGUUCAUUUUAAUUAGUUAAUAUUAGCUAGCAACACAGCUAUUCUGUCAUGUAAUGUUACCCCCAUAGGGGGCAAACAUGCACAGAAAGGUUAUAUUUAAUCCAACGAGAGAACUGUUUGGAUCAAAUGUUUAUAUGGCUAAUAUUUUUCUACUGAACUGAUUAUCAAAGUUUUACACCACCCCUCUCAUCCCCAUCAGAAGUUCUUUUCAGGUGGUUACAGAUUGAGGUGGUUACAUGAUGCAUUUUUAUUCUACAGCAGAAUCAGUAUCUGCUUUAUUGGCCAGGUGUGUCGGACACAUGAGGAAUUUGA
Messenger RNA from Monopterus albus (swamp eel), 2985 nucleotides. It is a transcript of the gene gnai3, whose product is annotated as guanine nucleotide binding protein (G protein), alpha inhibiting activity polypeptide 3. Lineage: Eukaryota; Metazoa; Chordata; Actinopteri; Synbranchiformes; Synbranchidae. The transcript is spliced from 10 exons. The coding region runs from base 338 to 1402 and encodes 354 amino acids. Gene Ontology annotation, cellular component: heterotrimeric G-protein complex; cytoplasm. Gene Ontology annotation, molecular function: GTP binding; G-protein beta/gamma-subunit complex binding; GTPase activity. Gene Ontology annotation, biological process: G protein-coupled dopamine receptor signaling pathway; adenylate cyclase-modulating G protein-coupled receptor signaling pathway. The record is from RefSeq and is a predicted model, not a curated record.